Messenger RNA from Orussus abietinus, 2242 nucleotides. Its product is annotated as bifunctional purine biosynthesis protein PURH. NCBI's taxonomy places the organism in Eukaryota, Metazoa, Arthropoda, Insecta, Hymenoptera, Orussidae. Gene Ontology annotation, molecular function: phosphoribosylaminoimidazolecarboxamide formyltransferase activity; IMP cyclohydrolase activity. The transcript has 7 exons. The record is from RefSeq and is a predicted model, not a curated record. Gene Ontology annotation, biological process: 'de novo' IMP biosynthetic process. Gene Ontology annotation, cellular component: cytosol. The coding region runs from base 307 to 2085 and encodes 592 amino acids.
AUAAUAACUUCCAGAGCGUUAUUUUCGUCGAUAAAGACCUACGUAACGAGCGUUAUCUAAUUUCAACACCUCGACUUUUAACCCAAACCCCCGCGGAGAGUCAGAUACGGCCCUGUUAUAUGUACUUAUUUCUUAAGUAAUCGAAAUAAAACGUCAAUCGGUGACAAGGUUUCUGCAGGCUUAAUCAAAAACACUUGUUGAACUCCAUCGGGAGAGCACGUUUCGUGUGGUCGAGUUAACCGGUUUUUCCCCCCAAGAAUAAGUACAUUUCUGCUAGAGUAAAAUCGUACACGUAACGUUUGCAACAUGUCUGGAAGAAAAUUAGCUUUAUUAAGUGUCUCCGAUAAGAGUAACUUAUUACCCUUUGGAAAAAAAUUACACGAAUUGGGUCUUACGUUGGUUGCUUCGGGUGGGACUGCAAAGUCGCUAAGAGAUGUUGGUCUGCCAGUCAAAGAUGUCUCUGAAAUUACUGGUGCACCUGAAAUGCUCGGAGGGCGAGUUAAAACUCUUCAUCCUGCAGUACAUGCUGGUAUCUUAGCCAGACUUACUGAUUCCGAUCAAGCGGAUAUUAAGAAUCAAGGAUUUGAACUUAUUUAUAUCGUUGUAUGUAAUUUGUACCCAUUCGUAAAGACGAUUUCGAAAUCAGAUGUGACUAUUGACGAUGCGGUAGAAAACAUCGAUAUUGGUGGUGUAACUCUGUUAAGAGCCGCAGCAAAGAACCACUCUAGAGUUACCGUUAUCUGUGACCCUAAUGAUUACGAAAAGGUUAUAACGGAGUUGGAGACUUCAAACGAUACAAAUACUUCCUCGGAUACUAGGAAAACUUUGGCUCUCAAAGCAUUCACUCAUACUGCAGAAUAUGAUGCUGCAAUUUCCGAUUAUUUCCGCAAACAAUACAGUGCAGGCAUUUCGCAACUGUCUCUUCGUUACGGAAUGAAUCCACAUCAGAAGCCGGCACAAAUUUAUACAACGUUAGAGAAACUUCCACUGAAGGUUGUUAACGGUUGUCCUGGUUUUAUAAAUUUGUGUGACGCACUUAAUGGCUAUCAGCUUGUUAAAGAAUUGAAAUUAGCCUUGGACUUGCCUGCUGCGACUUCCUUUAAGCACGUCAGUCCUGCCGGUGCUGCCGUAGGGCUACCCUUAAAUGCAGAUCAUGCAAGAUUGUGUCAAGUGGAUGACAUAAUAAAUUCAUUGACACCAUUAGCUUGUGCCUAUGCUCGAGCUCGAGGAGCUGACAGAAUGUCUAGUUUCGGUGAUUUUGUUGCAUUGUCCGAUCCUUGUGAUGUUCCAACAGCUAAAAUAAUUUCAAGGGAAGUAUCGGAUGGUAUAAUAGCUCCUGGCUACUCCGAUGGCGCACUUGAAAUCCUGAAGAAGAAAAAGAAUGGCGGUUAUUGCAUCCUUCGGAUCGACCCAACAUAUGAACCCGCUCCACAAGAGCAUAAGGUUCUUUAUGGUAUGACUCUGGAACAACUGCGCAACGAUGCAGUCAUCGACAAGACCACGUUCGCAAAUAUUGUAACGAAGACCAAGAAUCUAUCACACGAUGCCAUCAGAGAUCUCAUCGUAGCAACUAUUGCUCUGAAAUAUACCCAGAGUAACUCCGUAUGUUAUGCCAAGGAUGGUCAAGUAAUUGGAAUCGGUGCUGGUCAACAAUCCCGAAUUCACUGCACGAGAUUGGCUGGUGAUAAAGCUGACAAUUGGUGGCUGCGUCAACACCCAAAGGUGACUGGCAUGAAGUUUAAAAAAGGCGUGAAAAGGGCCGAAAUUUCAAAUGCUAUCGACAACUACGUAAAUGGAUCGAUAGGCAAAGACAUGGAUGAAGCUACUUGGGCAGCUGCUUAUGAAGUGGUUCCUGAAAAACUUACGGAAGCGGACAAACAAGAGUGGAUAAGCAAGUUCGACGGAGUUGCUUUAAGCAGUGACGCAUUCUUCCCUUUCAGGGACAAUGUCGAUAGAGCGAAACAGAGUGGAGUUCGAUACAUCGCGAGUCCAGCUGGGUCUACUAACGACGAAGCUGUAAUUCAGGCUUGCGACGAACACGGAAUCACGAUGGCUCACACCAAUAUUCGGCUUUUCCAUCAUUGAAGCGAAACGCUAUAUUUUUAUACCGGGCGUAGAAACUAUAGAAAUCACGAAGUUUAUAUUCCCGUUCCUCGUAUACGAGGUCAUCGAAUUUUCUGAUCGAUGAAGUAUCUCGCUUUCUUCGGAUUUACAUGUUUUUCAAUAGAUAUUGUUUAUGCUA